GGGGUGGCCUUCACGGGCGUGAGAGAGGGGUCUUCUUGUGCACCUGCUCUCCUACGACCAACCACUCUCUCCUGCUGCCCUGCGGUGUGUCCCAGAUUGUGAGGACCCACCUGCACCUCCGAGCUGAGAGAGAGAGCAAAGAGCUGUGCAGGAAGCCCGAGGCUCCAGCAGUGGAUUCUACAGGAGCCCGGUCAGGCAGAGUCCCCCGGGCCGCCCUCCUGGGCUCCGCCCAACUCCGGAUGGAGGGAGAGCAUGGAGGGAUGGCACCAGCCUUGGCUCAGGAAGGAGGGCUGCUUGCCAGGCCUGGUGACCUGCCACGCACCUCUGGGCUGGACCAGGGAGGCUCCCCAGGUAUAAAUCGCUCCACGCCGCGCCAUCCUCACAGGCUCUGGUGCCAGAGUGCAGUUCAUUCACCAUUUGUGACACUGACAGCUCAGAGCAAACCAAGCAGCAUGAAGCUGUACCUGCCUCUUCUGCUUGCUGCUCUAGGGCUUUGCUCCCAUGAGGGUGAAAGUGCAGGUGGUUCUAUGUUGUCCAACUUCAGGAACCCAAGGGAAAACUUUUCUUCCAUUACAAAAUUUUUGUUUACCUUUGUUCCAGCCAAUGCUAUACCAUGUCCAGCACUUCAAGAUGAAAUUAUUAAAUUCCUGAUGUCGACUAAAUACCUGUUUAAAAUGAGUCUUCGCAAAUUCAACCCACCUGAAGAAGCCGUGGCUGCCAAGUUGCUAGUGAAGGACUGUGUGGCUAACCUUAGCUUUUUAUCCAGAAUCAGAAUACUAAAAAUACUGGUAACUUCCUUCUCUUUAUGCACAAGGCUUCUCCCCAGACACAGCCAGGAAGAGGGCUGGCCUGCUUGUCCCCAGAGAUGCAGCUGGGGUGUCUGCCCUGCUGCUCUGCUCUUCACAGCAUGAACCAGGGCCACAGAGAGGAUGCUAGGAGCUCACCUGCUGAGUUACAGGCAGACACACACAGCAACCUGGGCAGCUUCCUCCUUCUCAGGGCACCUCCCUGGAUGAUGUGUUCCCUGUGGUGACCUCACCAUAAACAACCAGGUCCAGGCAGGGCUGGUUCGUGGCCAAGCCUCCUUCCUCCCUGUCGGUACUUUGAUGAAGGUCACCGUCACUGUGGAAUGCAGUGGGGCUCGAGCAAUGUGCAGAGAGUAAGGAGGGGCCUGGGCCCAGCUCUGUCAGAGCCCAGUCUGCAGUGGGUUUCUCUGCAGACUGACAGAGCUGGGACUCUCCUGACGACACUGCUGCCCACAGACCCACCCAGCCCCUCCCUGAGUCUCAGCACUCCAUCGGUCCCAUGGCAGGGCAGAGUAGAUGCCAAGCCCUGAGGCAUCAGAUGAAAGAACUCCUGGGUGCUUUGGUUUCCCAUUCUCUUACCCUUCCAUGGAGACCUGAGCCACACCUUGUGUCACCGCAGUGUGUACUUGCCUGACUUAGAUGAGGCCUUCACCCAAUAUAAUGCUUUGAUGUAAUUGUACCAGAUCCCUUCCCAAGUUUCCCAUGCGUACUCUAGUUUUUAGUCUUUUGCUGUUACAAAGGCUUUUGCUGGCAAACUCCAUGAACUUCUUGGUUGAGUUAAUAUGCCUUUUCCAGAACCUGCAUGAUGACCUCACCUUUCCUUCUUUCUCUUUUUGUUUAAUUUCAGAGCAAGAUUACACAAGAAUGUAUUUACGAUGAUAAAAAACAUCUUUUCUCCUGAUGUACUCAGUCUUUCAAGGAUUCCCUGGUCUUCACUGCAAAAUGUAAAGGUUUCAACGUCUUGCUUCAGUAAAUUUCUUGCCCUGCACAUCUCCACUUGUGUUAUUAUUAUCCUCCAAUUUGGGUCUUGCAUUGAGAGGUUUUCAUGAUGAAGUGGCCUUUUGGGGUUGGGAACAAUCAGUUCCAGGUGUGAUGCCCUGGUAACAAAGGUGUCCUGAGGACCCACAUCACCAAGGGGGACCUUGGUCAGGAAUCCUCCUGCACUGCCUUCACAUUCCCCACUCCUGCAGACUUGACUGACAAGCGAUGCUCCAGACUCGCAAACACUGGCCUGUCCCAGGGCCGCUGUGCUCACUAGAGCCUCCCGAUUUUACCCUGGACUGACACUGCCAAUGUCUGUCUAGGCGCCCCUCCUCUAAUAUCUUCCUCCUUCAAACUGUCCUAAAUCUGUGACAGGUUCACAUCGCGAAAACCGAGCUCUGGUGAUGGCAUAAGCUUCAUUACUGUAGACCUGCACUGGCUCUCCUUUCCAUGGAAUAAAACUCAAUUUCUCAAGUCAGAAAUUAGAGUAUUUAAGCUUGUAUCUAUCACAAGCAAAUCUGCACAGCAUUUCAAAAUCAGUGUUUGUCCGUUCUUCUCUCUGUGUUUCCAACAUUACUGCUCCAGACCACCAACCAUGGUUUCUCGCAGAUAUAGAGACUAGGGAUAAGAGAGAGGGGAGUGGGAAAGCCCCUAACUGACUCAUCCUGUCUCCUGAUUGGCCCAGACCCAGAGGCCCUGCCAGGUGCUUGGUCUCAGGGACUUCCAGAAGGACUUCACAGAAUGCACAGUCCUGAUUCAGUGCAUGGAUUUCACGGUCACCAAUAAUUAAGAAAGAAAAGGAGCUGGAGAGAAAGUAAAAAUAUAAGCAAGGACAGUGACAAAAGAAAUGUAAAGAAAAAUGAAAAUACUACAAUAAAAGACAUGUUUCUGGGCCUGGGAUUUAGCUCAGUGGUUCUGCCGCCUGCUGCGCAAAUGCAAGGACCU
This is a messenger RNA of Heterocephalus glaber (naked mole-rat), 2732 nucleotides long. NCBI's taxonomy places the organism in Eukaryota, Metazoa, Chordata, Mammalia, Rodentia, Bathyergidae. The record is from RefSeq and is a predicted model, not a curated record.